This is a messenger RNA of Lagopus muta (rock ptarmigan), 7389 nucleotides long. It is a transcript of the gene ZNF280D, whose product is annotated as zinc finger protein 280D. NCBI's taxonomy places the organism in Eukaryota, Metazoa, Chordata, Aves, Galliformes, Phasianidae. Gene Ontology annotation, biological process: regulation of DNA-templated transcription. The coding region runs from base 1784 to 4591 and encodes 935 amino acids. The record is from RefSeq and is a predicted model, not a curated record. The transcript is spliced from 17 exons. Gene Ontology annotation, molecular function: RNA polymerase II cis-regulatory region sequence-specific DNA binding; DNA-binding transcription factor activity, RNA polymerase II-specific.
AGGAAAAUGUCAGAUAAAGCAUGGCUUCCCUUCAUGGCAUUGCAAUGAAUGAUAUGGAAAGAGCUGAAAUAAUUUGAGACUUAAUUUAAAAAGCAUUGCUUCUUUUUGAGUCACCUCUUGAGAAUUCUUUGAGGUGUAUUGAUUCAUAAAAUGGAAUGGCUCAUAAGCGGUGACACCAGUUGAUACAACCUUCUAAAAGUCCAGGCUUAUGUUAUCAAAUUUACAUUAAAAAAAAAAAAAAAAUCAGUCACAUUAUAGUGCAACUGAGGUUAUCACAUGCUAAUGUAGUUUUUUUGUAUCCUGUUUUUGUAUAAACUAUUUGUGCUCUCACAUCCUCUGAGUAUGUUUUAUAACUGAUUGCUUUUUUCCUAAGGUGAAAUAAAAUUAAUUUUCUUAAAUAAAAAUACCUCUUGUCUUCAUAUGUAUGUGUUCAAGUACAUGAGCAGUGGCUCUUAAAAUGGUCUUUGCUUUUUGCCUUGAAGUUCGACAAACAUCAUCUCUCAGUAAGUAAAACAAAGGCCAUUUGUAGAGGAAGAGUUGGCUUUGACUCUCUUUUAAAACCUGGCACAUGGCCCCUCUUGUUUCUGUAACGUGGAAAUAGGCUUCACGCUCUCUUUUUUCCUGUGACAAGAACCUGGACUCAUGUCCUGUUUUCUUUAGCACCUUGUUGAACUCCAGCAGCUUAAUCUGAAGAAGGAAGGAAGAGCAUAGCUCUCCAGUGUUAGAUUGUCUCCAAAAUAUGGCAUGCAACGUUAGCAGGCCCAUUCUUCAUACUUCAGCGCAAAUAGAGGCAGAAUUUUGACUGCUUCUCUGUGAUGAGCUGUCACAGACUUGCUGUCAGUCCAUCACCCAAUCUUGCAGUGCAUUCCUCCUGUCCUGAAGUUGUCUCAUCUUAUUAGAUGUUAGAUGUUUUCUUGCUGAAUACGUGCAGAGUACUUUGGUUUCAAAUGCUGUUGAGAGAUAGUGAGGAGGUAUUCUUAGCUUUAAGUCAUUGUAUUUUCAAAAAAGAAAGUUGUAUCAAUGUUUAAUGUAUAUGUUGCUCUUGAAAUACUUAGGGAAAAGAGAAGAUCCUGGGAAACUACAAGGAAAAUUCUUGAAUAAACACCCUUUACACAUUAUAGGAUUAAUUAUUCAAUUUAAGAAUAUAAAUUCAUAAACGUAAUCUUGAUUUUGAUCACCUUGUGUAUAAGGCUUGACAGUCUUUAAUGACAUAGUCAUCCAUAAUCUUUAUUUCUAAAACAUCUGAGCUUGAUUGAAUGUAGGCAGUUGAUAAAUAGAUAACAGAAUUCAGACUUCAGGGGUUAAGUAGAAUGUUAAUAUUUACUGAGGAUUUUGGUGUCACGGGUCUAGACAGUCAAGGUAAAAGAUUAGAGUUUGUGAUGUGUUUCCAAGAUAAUGCCUAAAUGAAUAGUUUUUACCUUCACAUAAUUCCAGCUGCUUCUGGGCAGAGAUUAGCUUGCAAAAACUGCAAGGCUUUCAGUGGAGUGCUAUGGGAUCACAGACUGUAGGAGUUAGAAGGGACCUGUGGAGAUAACUAGUCCAGCCCCCUGCAAAAGCAGGCCGCACAGGAAAGCGUGCAGGUGGGUUCUGAGUAUUUCCAGAGGAGACUCCACAACCUCUGCAAAUGGUUUGUUCCAGUGCUGUGCCACCCUCAAAGAAGUUUUCUCAUGUUUAUAUGGAAAUUCCUGUGUUCUAGUUUGUGGACGUUGCCUCUUGUCCUCUUGCUGGGCACCACUGAAAAGAGCUUGGCACCAUCCGUUGACUCCCACCCAUUAGUCUCAAGAUGGCAGAGUUAUUCAUGGAAUGCGAGGAAGAGGAGCUAGAACCAUGGCAAAAGAGAGUGAAAGAAGUGGAGGAGGAUGAUGAUGAUGAUGAACCGAUCUUCAUUGGAGAAAUCUCAAGCUCAAAGCCAGCCAGUACAUAUAUAUUGAACAGAGUCAACUUCAGCUCAUCACGAAGGCAGAUACAGAAUGGUGCACCCAGUAGAGGUACAGUUACUUCAUUCAAGUCUGACAGUCACCGUUAUGCAACACCUGCCUCCUGUCCCAGUGCCAUGCCUGUUUCAUCAGUGUUUCAGUCUGUAUCCAGAUCUACUGCUAGCUCUGUAGCAGUUCAGCCAUUGUCUAGACCAGUGAAUGUUUCAGGAGCUUCACAGACACUGCAGAGACCAGUUGCUGGAUGUUUAUCAGCACAGCAGGCAACCCGAUCAAGUUCUGGAAUAUCACAGCCUGUUAGCAGACCUGUAACCAUUCCAGUCACGACACAGCCGGUAUCAAGAAAUAUCGCAGUUCCUCUAGUGGCCCAACCUGUAUCCAGGCCAGUGACCUCUGUGACAACGCAGCCUAUCAUACUCAAUCAGGAUUAUAUUAUGGAUUCUCCACCAGAUGCACCAGAUAACACAUCUGGUAUACUGUUCGGUGUGAGACAGAGCUCGGGAGUUCCACAGUACCAGACUGAGCCAACAGUGAGUCUAACAGAUACAAGUACUGCAUCAAGCAACAUUAAGAAUGGAGGGCCAUUUCCACGAGCUUGUCCAAAGUGCAAUAUUCAUUUCAAUCUUAUGGAUCCUUUAAAAAAUCAUAUGAAGUAUUGUUGUCCAGAUCUGGUUAAUGACUUUUUUCUUGGUGUGGUCCAAACGGAAUGUUCCACUACAACAAGCAAGACUACUGAAUAUGAGAAAGGAAAGUUGAUUAUGUUAGUUAACGACUUCUAUUAUGGGAAACAUGAAGGUGAUACCCAACAGGUACAACAGGAGCAGAAGACUCAUACAACAUUUAAGUGCUUCAGCUGCCUGAAAGUUCUUAAAAAUAAUAUAAGGUUUAUGAACCACAUGAAACAUCAUUUAGAGCUUGAGAAGCAAAGUAGUGAAAGCUGGGAAAGCCACACCACCUGCCAACACUGUUACCGUCAGUUUCCCACCCCAUUCCAGCUGCAGUGCCACAUUGAAAGUACACACACACCUUACGAGUCUUCUACUAUUUGUAAAAUCUGUGAAUUAUCCUUUGAAACAGAACAGGUUCUUUUGCAACAUAUGAAGGACAAUCAUAAGCCAGGUGAAAUGCCAUAUGUUUGCCAGGUAUGCAACUACAGAUCCUCAGCUUUUUCAGAUGUAGAAACACAUUUCAGAACAGUUCAUGAAAAUACAAAACAUCUGCUGUGUCCAUUUUGCCUCAAAGUAAUUAAAAUUGGAGCACCGUAUAUGCAUCAUUACAUGAGGCAUCAGAAAAAAGGAAUAUACCGUUGCACUAAGUGUAGACUGCAGUUUUUGACUUGCAAAGAAAAAAUGGAUCACAAGACUCAGCAUCACCGAACAUUUAGAAAGCCUAAACAGUUGGAAGGAUUGCCUCCUGGAACAAAGGUUACUAUUCGAGCAUCUCUUGGAUCUCUUCAGUCAGGAUCUUCAGUUAGCACAAGCACAUCCACGUUUCAGUUAUCACCUAAAGCGAAGAAUACGACUGCUAGGAAUCAUAGCAGAUCUAAUUCAAAUAAAUCGAAAGCAAGAUCAAAACCAACAACUGCACUGAAGAAGCAAAAUGCAUGGGCCAACAGCAGCAGCAAAAAAAAAAAGGUUACAAAUACAGCAUUGCAUAAUCUAAGGUGUCGUUUGGGAGCUCACAAAUGCAUUGAAUGUUACUCAGAGAUUAAAGAUUUUGCAAGUCAUUUUCCUGCGUAUGUCCAUUGUAGCUUAUGCAGAUACAAUACUAGCUGUAGCAAAGCCUAUGUGAAUCACAUGAUGAGUUUUCACAGUGCUCGUCCAAGUAAAAGAUUUUGGAUAUACAAGAAGCAUUCAGAAGAGCUACGAGGUGUGACUGUAGUAUGUCUUAACUGUGAUUUUCUGACUGAUGGUUCUGGCUUAGAUAGGAUGGCCACACAUCUGAGCGAAAGCCAUGCUCAUGCUUGUCAAGUUAUUAUAGAGAAUGUUUCUGUAGAUUUACCAACUGCUGAACAAGUAUCUGACAAACAGGAGCUUGAUUCUUCAGAGGAAACAAAAGAAUGCAAUAGAAACCAAAAUGAAAUUGCAUCAGUUGAAAAGACUGAAGAAAAUUCAUCAUUGUCAGAUACAGAAAACGUUCCCAAUUUGGAACUCCAUGAUAACAGCACGAAGAAAUCUUUGCAUGAGAAAGGAACAUGUUGUGAUUCAGAUCAUAAUAAACAAUUGGUAGGCGAGAAACAAAAAUGUAUUCAUGGAGAAAGUGAGUUGAAAGCUUCCCAAAGAUCAGAUGAUGUUGUCUUGACUGAUCAGACUAAAGUGCAAAACUUGGAUAAAAUUACACUUUCAGCGAUGAAUGCAAAGGACUUAAAGCUAACUUUGGGUGAAGAUGUUAGUUUUGAGCAGUUCUUGAGAAAAAGAAAUGAACCCGAAUCAGUUAGUUCAGACAUGAGUGAACAAGGCAGUAUUCAUUUGGAGCCUUUGACUCCGUCAGAGGUACUAGAGCACGAAGCAACUGAAAUUCUUCAGAAAGGUAAUGUUGCACCUUCAUCAAAGCAAGCUGAACAACUCUCUGAACAAACAGACAAGACUUCUCAAGAAGGCAGUCCCAGCAGAAUGGAAACAACUGUAAACAAAACAGAUGAAAAUGAAGCAAGCUGAAAUUACAUUCAUUUCCUUGUGUGUUAUAUAUAAUGAUAGAAACACCAUGGACCAUUCCUGAUGAGUGUGCUCAUUGAUGCUAAUGGUUUGGGGGUUUUUUGAAAGGGAAAUUUGGCAUAUGGAGAUAAAAUAUGUAUGCACAACUGAAUCAAGUAAAUUUAGAAAAGGUAAUGUCUUUUUAAGUUUCUCUGCUAUUUCUUCUCUCGUAUGUAAUGUAACUCGUAUGAGUUGAAAGGAGGAAAAAAAUCUAUUUUUUGUAUCUGGAAUAGAUAACUUGCUAGCAAAGAGAAGAUUUUAAAAACUCUUUUAAUGAAGUGGAACUUAGUAUGAAUUUAGUUCUAAUGCUGAAAUGAAGCACACUUGUAGCAAUGGUUGUUGGUCUGCUGAUAGCUGGGUAAACACAAGCUUUGAAUUUGGUAUCACAUUCCUUUCUGUAAAAGCAUGUAAACAAUUUUAUGAAUCUAUGCACCUCUGUACAGGUGUAAUCCUGCCAGACUGUAGACUUGACUUAAACUUUCAGUGAAAGUGGAAAUACUACAAUAAAAUAUAUAUAUUUGUGGGGUUUUCAGUAUGCAGACUGUGCAGAAAUACCAGACGUAAUUGUAAAAAGUAGGACAUACUGCUAAAAGUACUGUAGCUUUUAGGCUUUUACCAUUGUUUUAAAUAUUCUUAGUGGUAGACCCAUAGGAAUGGUCUGUAAGGCAAACCAAAGUAUGGUUUAAUGUAAAAAUUGUUUUAAGCAAGAAGGAGAACCCCAAACUGGAAGUACCAGCUGGCAUGCAUUCUGCCAUUUAACAGCUGCUACUUGCUGACUCUUAGAAAAAAGGACACGAGAGCAUAUACUGUGGGAAUGUACAGUUCAAUUUCACAAGUUUUUGUAGUCUAAGUUAUAUUCAAAAAGAUAGCUGCUGGUUUUUUUUUUUUUUAUAGUUAGCAGUUAGGUGUAGAAAUGAAUAUGACAGUAGCUUGCUCUUACAACUUCCUUGCUCCAUUGGAAACAUUCAGAAUGUGCUUUUGACCUGGUUUUGUUUUUAAUGUGUUAAAUGUUUUGAACAGCUGUUAAAGCACUGCUGUAAAUUAUUCCUUUUUUGAGUAAAUAUUUGCAACAAAAUUUUGUCUUUGUGAAUAAUUUCACUGCUCAGCUUGAAACUUUGGGCAUAAUAUUCCCACCUUUUUAUAAAAGAUUAGGUAGCAGUUUGCAGGAACAGUUUCAUUUCAAAAUUUUCAUUUUAAAAUUGUGAAUUUGAUGCUUAAGUGAUUUUUUUUUUUUUUUUUUUCUUUUUUGUUUUUAAGAAUUAAAUGAGCAAGUGCCUAUGCAUAAGAAUAUUUUUCUAGCUGUGUGUUGUGGUUAGAUGUGCUGACUUUUCCAGAUUACAUGGAAAUAUUUUUCUGGACCAUCAGCAUGCAAUUGAAGUUUGCUUUGUCCUUCUAUGUUGUCUGGACUUGGCUUCUAAAUGAGUCUAAUCAGCAACAGCAUUAACCUGUAGAGACCAUUCUGAUUGUUGUUGAGGCCUCUAAAUAAACCACAUCUCAAAAUUGCUUAAGACUCUGAAGAGUCACAUGAAUUAAAUUUUAAAUUGCUCCUUAAUUUUCAUCCAUGCAGGUGAAAUCUAUGCCUUUUUAAAAGAAAAGUGGAAUGACUUAUGUAGUCACAGCUCUUCUGCUUUAAGAAUUCAAAAAAUAAAAAUAAAAACAGACAAAAAAAACUGAGAACAGUAAGUGGCAAUAUUCUUCUCUCCUUUAAAGUGAUACUGAAAUUGUUAAUUUGAGGUGUUAAUAACAAGUCUGUUGUCUUCAUGCAUGUAGACGUGACGGAAUAUAAAAUACAGCAUCCUAAGAAGGAUAGUUCAGAGGAGUAAACCAGCUAUGGAACCUCUUGUGUAUGUUACUGAAGCAGCUCAUGAGUGCAUAUAAACAAAGAGAAACCUAUGAUAUUUUUAACCUGACGUUGAUUUUACGUGCUAAUUAAAUAUUUUGAAAAAUUCAUACGUGGUGUUGGCGAAGAUUAACUUCAAGUGGAACCAGUUCUAUGAUACUUGCUUGUAACUUCCUCACAUUUGACUUUUAUGCAAUUAAAUUUUUAAAAUAUUUGCUAUUUCAAUGAUAUGAAUUUGGACGAAAACAUAGUUUGAAUGCCCCAUGCUUUUGAGAAUAUGUGGAAAAUGAAACUGAGACUGGAAAAACCUGAGUAUUUGACAAAAACAUGUGAAUUCUCAGACACUUAAUAUGUAGAGGGUUGUUCGUUUCAGUCUGUGUAGAGAAUGCAUAUACAUUACGAGAGUAAUGUUAGGUCUAAAACCAUCCAGAUGUUGAACAUCUGAAAUAGCACCCCUUCCAAAUGGAGCAAGAGAGUACUAGAUAGUUUUUGUAGCAAGACCAUCAGGCUGUUUAAACAGACCAUUAAAUUAUAUAAUGAAAGCAGUGGUAUGCUGUUUUUGUGAAGAACGAAAAAUGUAUUUGUUUUUCCUAUCUGAAGAAAUCUGUUAUCUUAACGCUGCAGGAAAUUGCAUAAUUAUGAAAAUGAAUCCCUUUCCUGUAUUCUGUUUGGUUCUUAGAGCAAAGCUGAAUAGAUGCUUUUGGCUUAAGUCAAAGAUAAUUUACACUGACUGCAUUUGAGUUAUUUGUGUGUAACUGCACAUAACUUUUUUGUUUCUGUGUCGUGAAAGGUUUUUCUUAUUUUGCAGCCAUCAUCAGUUCUUUCUCUGUGCCAUCUUUCUCUUUGAACUUAGGAGAACAUUUGAGCUCAAGUUUACAUUGCCUUGCAAAAAAAAAUUAAAUUCAAUUUAAUUCUCGGUGUC